GGAGACCGGGUGGCGGCGACGCCAAGCGCAGCCGGUUGGAGGUUGUACGGAUCCGUACUGUGGGUCGGGCUGGAGGGAGAGAGCGCCUGCCGUGAUUAAUAUUCCAUCGGCUCCUUCUCUCCUGACCUGGGACGGUCUUGCGAGCCGCUUCGGCGGAGUAAUCGCCCACCGGCGGCUGCAAGGGCGACGAGUGGGCGCGGCCAUCUUGGUGACACAGUGGGGUCAGGGGGGCGGUCUCCUGCCCUGACCCCGCAGGCGGCCGCGUCAUUGGCCGCUCCGCAGCUGCGCAUCCCAACCUGAGCAACGGGAGGCUGCAAAACAUCCUUCGAUGCAGCAGGAGCAGGAGGCCAUUUGUUGCUCCGUCAUUCAAUUUUGCCUCUUCAGCAUCUUCUAUUCUCUGCCAUAAACGUUAGAAAUGUGUGUUCUGAAUUUCUGCUCCAUACUGGAGAGAAAACCUGCAUACAGUUUUUGAGUCUGAAGAUGGGACCAGAUAACAAGUCAACUGUCUAUUCCCUCCAUGAAUGUUGCCAGACCUCGCUGAGUUGCUCCAGCACUUUGCGUUUUACUCAAGAUUCCAGCAUCUGCAGUUCCUUAGCCAAACACCAGCUCAUCGAAAAAGGUCCUUGAGCCCAUAGAGUCUUUGCUCACCAUCGAUCACCUGUACACUAGUUCUAUGCUAACCCAACCUACACACUAGGAGAAAUUUACAGAAGCUGAUUGACCUGCACGUCUUUGGUAUGUGGGAGGAAAUCAGAGCACCCAGAGUAAAUCCACACGGUUACAGUGAGACCCUACAAACUCCGUACAGACAGCACCCGUACUUGGGAUCGAACCCGGGUCUCUGCUGUGAGGCAGCAGCUCUAUCGCUGCUCCACCGUGCCACCUUAGCUCACUGACUGUGUGGUGAGCGGAGGGGAGAUACCGCUCAUUUGCUUUUCCUGUUUUGUGAUUGAGUUUUCAACUCAAUCGUCCAACCUGGAGAUGCUGAAGAACACACGUAAUACAGAGAGGCAGUGGAAAUGCGGUGAAUGUGAGAAAGGUUUCCGCUUCCCUUCACAGCUGGAAAUACAUCGUCGCAACCACACCGGGGAGAGGCCGUUCACCUGCUCCACAUGUGGCAAAGGAUUCACUCUGUCCUCCACCCUGCUGACACACCAGUCCAUUCACACGGGGGAGAACCUGUUCACCUGCCCGGUGUGUGGCAAGGGAUUCAAUUUUUGGUCCCACCUGCUGAGACACCAGCGAGCCCACAGUGACAAGCGGCCGUCUCGCUGUCCGCGCUGUCGGAAGAGGUUCAAGAGCGCCGAGGAUCUGGCCAAACACCAGCUCGUCCACACGGAGAGGCGUUUCUGUUGCUCCCGCUGUGGGAAGAUGUUCAAGCGAUUGCCCAACCUUGUGGAGCAUCAGCACAGUCACACUGGGGCGAGGCCCUUCUCCUGCUCUGUGUGCGGGAAGGGAUUCACGACGUCAUCCACCCUCCUAACGCACCAGAGGGUUCACAAUGGGGAGAAGCCCUUCACCUGCUCCUUGUGCGGGAAGGGCUUCACGCGGCCAUCCAAUCUCGCCACCCACCAGCUCGUCCACACCGACGAGAAGCCUUUCGGGUGUUCCGUCUGCGAGAAGACCUUUAAAGCCUCCAGGGAUCUGCUGAGGCACCAGCCGGUCCACUCCGGGGAGAGGCCAUUCACCUGCUCCGUGUGCGGGAAGGCUUUCAGUCUCUCCUCCAGCCUUCUGACCCACCGACGCAGUCACUCCGGGGAGAAGCCCUUUGCCUGCCCCAUGUGCGGCAAGAGGUUCAUGUACUCGUCCCACUACACCGAACACCAGCUGGUUCACUCUGAGCACAGGCCUUUUAAAUGUGCCGAAUGCGAGAAGAGUUUUAAAAGCACAAAGGACCUGCUGAAGCACCAGCGCAUCCACACUGGGGAGAGACCCUUCAUCUGCUCUAUAUGUGAGAAGGGCUUCACUCGCUCGUCCCACCUAAUGAGACACCAGCGGGUUCACAGAAGGCUGCAGAGUUUGGAUGCUGACUUCUUUUAGACUUUAGAGAUACAGCACGGAAACAGGCCCUAUGGCUCACCGAGUCCGUGUCGACUAACGAUCACCCCGUGUAC
Molecule: messenger RNA, 2114 nt
Organism: Amblyraja radiata (thorny skate)
Lineage: Eukaryota; Metazoa; Chordata; Chondrichthyes; Rajiformes; Rajidae
Product: gastrula zinc finger protein XlCGF8.2DB-like
Exons: 2
Coding region: 982-2040 (352 amino acids)
Biological process (GO): regulation of transcription by RNA polymerase II
Cellular component (GO): nucleus
Molecular function (GO): RNA polymerase II cis-regulatory region sequence-specific DNA binding; DNA-binding transcription activator activity, RNA polymerase II-specific
Source: RefSeq, a predicted model, not a curated record